UUUGUGUGGAGAAACAGAGCUCCAGCGAUGAGUCUGAGCCGGUGUUCCCUCAGAGAGGAGGAGGAAAGGAGGAGGAGGAGGGGGAGGCGGAGGCCGCCUUCCCUGAGCUGCCUCCUCCUCCUCCUCUUCGCCGACAGGGGCGGCACCGUGGGCGGGAAAGCCUCGGACGGUGGCAGCAGGGCCGGGGGUUCCUUCGGCCGCCCCUCCGGCCGGGAGAGACCAGGAGGAGGAGAGGAAGAGGGAGAGGCAGCAGCCGCGGCCGCUGAGGCGAGGAAUGCUCUGAAAAUGGCGUCGGGGCGUCAGGCGCCCAAGAGCGGCUUGCUGGAGCUGAGGGCGGCGGGGGGCGAGCAGUGGCUCCGGGUGCUAGCCUCCCUCUCCGAGGGCGCCCUCAGCGUGGCGCCCCCCGGCGGCAAAGGCCCCGCCGAGGCGCCCGAGGAGGAGACGCCGCUCUCCCUUCAGCAGCAGCAGCAGCAGCAGCAGCAAGUGAAUGGCGGCGGGGAGCAUUCCCCCGGCGCCCUCUUCGUCCCGGACGCCCUCGCCAACGUCAAGAGGACGGUGCGGAUCGUCAAGCAGGAGUCGGGGGGGCUCGGCAUCAGCAUCAAAGGUGGCCGAGAAAAUAAAAUGCCCAUCCUGAUUUCCAAGAUCUUUAAAGGGUUGGCUGCAGAUCAGACAGAAGCACUCUUUGUAGGGGAUGCCAUUCUUUCAGUCAAUGGUGCUGACCUCUCUGAUGCUACACAUGAUGAGGCUGUCCAAGCUCUGAAGAAGACUGGCAAGGAGGUGGUAUUGGAAGUCAAAUACAUGAAGGAGAUCUCUCCCUAUUUUAAAAAUUCAUCAACUGGUGCAACUGUAAGUUGGGACUCUUCACCAGCAGCCUUUCAGAAGCAAGCUUCUCCAAUCCUCUCUCUUCGAGACCUGAAAGAAGGGAAGAAUAUCCCCUUAAAAAUGUGUUAUAUAUCAAGGAAAUGUCUACCUAGUGAUCCAGAAAACAGAUACCUAGAAGUGUGCUCAGCAGAUGGCCAGAUUUCCUUGUUUCUUCGAGCAAAAGAUGAAGCAUCUGCCCAGGCAUGGUUCAGUGCCAUUCACAGCAACAUCAGUGCCCUGUUGCCAAGAGUGAAAGAGGAGCUGAAGGUCUUGCAGUCUGGAGCUGGCAUUGCAGGAAGUAGAGAUAUCAAGCAUAUUGGCUGGCUCACUGAGCAGCUCCCUGGUGAUGGGACAAAGAACAUCCUUGCCAUCCUCACGGAGAAGGAGCUUCUCUUCUACAGCUGCCUCCCACAAAGCAGAGAUGCUCUCAGCAAACCAACACACAGCUUCCCUCUCAUAGCCACUAGGCUUGUGCACUCUGGCCCAUCCAAGGGUUCCCUCCUCUAUGAUACAGAACUCUCAUUUGCUUUGCGGACUGGAACCAAGAAGGGUGUGGAGACACAUCUGUUCAGUGUUGAGACGCAUCGGGACUUGGCUGCAUGGACAAGGAUGCUGGUGGAUGGUUGUCACAAUGCAGCCGAAUGUGUCCAGGAAGUAUCAACAGCAUGUACAUGGAAUGGGAGGGACUGCACACUGUCCAUCCACAUCGAUAAGGGUUUCACCAUUUCUACCCUGGAGCCAGGCCUCACCAAAGUCAUCCUUCUACAACAGCCUUUUGAAAGGCUGCAGAUGUCUUCAGACGAUGGGGCCAAGAUGCUUUACUUGGACUUUGGCAGCUCAGAAGGAGAGAUUCAACUAGAUCUUCAUUCCUGCCCCAAAACUAUUGUCUUCAUCAUCCACUCAUUCCUCUCUGCCAAAGUGACCCGCAUGGGGUUGCUGGCAUAGGGCCAUGGAGAAAAAUCCAGAGAGCACUGAGAUUUCAUGUGAUCUAUGCACGACAGCUAUACCUUCAUGGCAGAAGCAACAUUUUAAGAUGCCAUUACAGAACAGAGCAAGAACAACUGGUGUAAUGUACCCACGGCCAAAGGAAAUAAUGAGACUUCCAGGACUGCUGAUGGAAACACAUGGAUAGGCAACUGUUUAGACGUGCCAGCCCCAGGACUAGACAGACCAUGCAGUAAAAUUUCCAUAUAACGUUUCCCCAUCAACACAUGAUGUUACCCCAAACAUGACAAGCUUGGAAAAUAUGAGACUGCUAAAGAAGUCAUACCAACCGUGUUCUGCUGUCACAUUAGUGCCUUGAAGAUGAUAUUUUAUACAUAUAUAUAUAUAUAUAUCUGUUUGUAUCAAGGUUUUAUAUUUAUAGAACACAGUUUAUCUUAAAAGGAUGGAGACUUGAUGGCUUUUGCUCUGCAUUUUCAACACCACUUUAGAAAAUCUACCACAAUAUGAUGCACAUUACUUGGGGAUAAAACCCACUGGACACAGUAAAACUUCCAAAUAAAAAUGUAUUGGGUUGGUCUGAAAAUGUCCUAAAUUAAUGCAGAUGCUUUCAUUAUCUAUAAUGACAAAAAUUCUUAAGCCAUUUCUCUUAAGAGCCUUGCCGUUUCACUUUCAUGCAGCCAACAAAAGCUGAAACAAGGGACUCGCUUAUAAAAAAUUUAGAGAUUGUUACAAAAGCCAUAAUUCUGAAAAGUCACUUCAUUUGAAAAGGUCAGGAAAACUAGUAUUUUUACUUUGCUUCUUCUUGACCUCUCUGAUGUUGCGUUAUAACUAGAGGUGCUCUUGUGCAGAGGAAACAGUUUUAUAAGCUCAAAAAUUGUGCAUGAAAUUAUCUUCAUUAUUUCCUUUUUUGGUGAAAAUAAAUACAGUUCACGAAAAAUGA
This is a messenger RNA of Sceloporus undulatus (fence lizard), 2746 nucleotides long. RefSeq names its product syntrophin alpha 1 (gene SNTA1). Gene Ontology annotation, molecular function: protein binding; structural molecule activity. NCBI's taxonomy places the organism in Eukaryota, Metazoa, Chordata, Lepidosauria, Squamata, Phrynosomatidae. Gene Ontology annotation, cellular component: intracellular anatomical structure; dystrophin-associated glycoprotein complex; sarcolemma. The record is from RefSeq and is a predicted model, not a curated record.